Messenger RNA from Cicer arietinum (chickpea), 1601 nucleotides. RefSeq names its product oxysterol-binding protein-related protein 4B-like. Gene Ontology annotation, molecular function: sterol binding. Gene Ontology annotation, cellular component: membrane; cytosol. NCBI's taxonomy places the organism in Eukaryota, Viridiplantae, Streptophyta, Magnoliopsida, Fabales, Fabaceae. The record is from RefSeq and is a predicted model, not a curated record.
AGGCAAAUUAAAUGACGAAAACAAAGAAAGCAUCGACAUUAAUCUCUGCUAUAAUACCCAGAAUCCUGUUUUAUCUGCGCCAAAGGAAAAUUGCAAACGGCUCUUUCCAUACAUAUCAUUUUCCUAUUCUUCUUUUAUCAAAUCAUAAUCGACUCAUUCACCUUUUUUAUUUUUUACUUUUUAUUUUUGAGCCACAUUCAAUUUUCUCAUCUUAUAUUAUUAUCUUCCGAUUCUCAUAUCAUCAAAACCAUCGCCAAUAUUCAUUAAUCCACUCUUCCUCUAUUACAUGGAUUCCAAUUUAUAUAUUAUGGAGAUGCAGGAGAUUACAAACAUUGUAUUGACGAAGCCGUUUUCAUUAAGAGACGAUUCAGAUUCAGAGGAAAAUUACUGUGCUCCUAAUCUUUUACAGCGUUUAUUAAGUCUCCUUAAGAAUGUGCGGCCAGGAUCUGAUCUCUCACGUUUCCAGCUACCACCUCUAUUCAAUUUUCCAAAGUCACAACUUCAGUGUUAUGGGGAAUCAAUAUAUUCCACAGCUUCAUCAGAUAGAUUAUUAAGCAAAUGUAACACUGGACAGAGUCCAAUUGAUAGACUCAUAUCUGUUGUAGCAUGGAGCAUUUCCACCACACGCCCUCCAAUGUUUGGUACUGCUCCUUAUAAUCCUAUUCUUGGAGAGACACAUCAUGUUUCCAAGGGUAAUCUCAAUGUCUUACUAGAACAGGUAUCUCAUCACCCUGCUUUAUCCGCCCUUCAUGCAACUGAUGAGAAAGAAAACAUAGAAAUCAUAUGGUGUCAUUACCCUGUUGCAAAGUUCAAUGGACGCUCAGUGGAGGCUCAGGUGCAUGGAAAAAGGCAGCUAAAGCUCCUGAAUCAUGGAGAAACAUAUGAAAUGAAUUCACCUAAUCUGUUUAUAAGAAUUCUUCCUGUCCCUGGAAUUGAUUGGAUUGGGAAUGUCAAUAUCAAGUGUAUAGAAACAGGCCUUGAGGCAGAAUUGAGUUACAUAAGUCAAUCUUUUUUUGGAUUUGGUGGAAAUAGAAGACUCAUAAAGGGGAAGAUCAUUGAUUCUUUGACAUCAAAGAUUUUAUAUAAAGUUAAUGGCCAUUGGGAUAGUACUGUAACAGUAAAGGAUACAAAUAAUUCAGAUGAAAGAGUAAUAUAUGAUGCAAAAGAAGUUAUUACAAGGCUACAAGCUCCUGUUGUCAAGGAUGCAGAGAGUGUGUGGCAAACUGAAUCAGCACUUAUUUGGAGUGAGUUAAGUCAAGCCAUCUUGAACAAAGACUGGGAAAAAGCAAGAGAAGCAAAAAAAGUUGUGGAGGAAAGACAAAGGGAGGUUAUGAGAGAAAGAGAGUCCAAAGGAGAAACUUGGGUUCCUAAACAUUUCAUAGUGUCUCAAAGCAAAGAAGGGGAUUGGGACUGUUUACCUAUUCAAAAGUGGGUCCCACCCUCUCCUAUUGUAACCUUGUAGUUUGUUAUAUUGUUUACCAUUUCACCGUUACUAUAAUAAAUAUAUUCUAUUUUACAAACUAUCAGUUGGAGAAAUUAUUAUCAAAGUCAUCAUUAGUUGGCAAACCAAUCUAUCUAUGAAUUAAAGCAAUUUAAAUCUA